CCAAGGAGCCACAGUCUUUAGAGAUAAACAAGUCUUUCCGGGAGAGAAGGAGGAUUUGAACGGUUACCCACCACCAUGUCGGACAGAAGCCCCUUUGAAACGGACAUGCUCACCCUGACUCGCUUCGUAAUGGAAAAGGGGCGUAAGGCCAAAGGGACCGGGGAGCUCACACAGCUACUGAACUCCAUGCUGACAGCCAUCAAGGCCAUAUCUUCGGCUGUGCGCAAGGCCGGCCUGGCCCACCUGUAUGGAAUCGCGGGAAGCGUGAACGUGACCGGGGAUGAGGUGAAGAAACUGGACGUAUUAUCCAAUUCCCUGGUGAUUAACAUGCUCCAGUCCUCCUAUGGCACCUGCGUACUGGUCUCGGAGGAGAAUAAAGACGCGAUUAUCACCUCCAAGGAGAAGAGGGGGAAGUACGUGGUCUGCUUUGACCCACUGGAUGGAUCUUCUAACAUUGACUGCCUGGCCUCCAUUGGAACCAUCUUUGCCAUCUACAGAAAGACAUCAGACGACGAGCCUUCCGAAAAAGAUGCUCUGCAGCCAGGCCGAAAUAUUGUGGCUGCAGGCUAUGCCCUCUAUGGCAGUGCAACCCUGGUGGCUCUUUCCACUGGGCAGGGAGUGGACCUCUUCAUGCUUGACCCAGCUCUCGGUGAAUUUAUCUUGGUGGAAAGAGAUGUCAAGAUAAAAAAGAAAGGAAAGAUUUACAGUCUCAAUGAGGGCUAUGCCAAGUAUUUUGAUGCUGCAACCUCAGAGUAUGUGCAGAAGAAGAAGUUUCCUGAGGAUGGCAGUGCUCCCUAUGGGGCCAGGUACGUGGGCUCCAUGGUGGCCGAUGUGCACCGCACCCUGGUGUAUGGAGGGAUCUUCCUAUACCCGGCGAACCAGAAAAGUCCUAAGGGCAAGCUCCGGCUCCUGUAUGAGUGCAAUCCCGUGGCCUAUAUCAUAGAGCAGGCAGGAGGAAUGGCGACCACAGGAACCCAGCCAGUGCUGGAUGUGAAGCCGGAGGACAUUCACCAACGAGUGCCCCUCAUUCUGGGGUCCCCGGAUGAUGUGCAGGAAUACCUCGCCUGUGUACAGAAAAGCCAGGCAGGCAGGUAGUGGAUUUGACCCUGGGAGCUGUCUUCUCUUUGUCUUGUCCUUCCUAUUAAGGGCCCUAAAUGAACAAUAAGUGGAAACAGCGGUGGUGAGUAACAAAGGCAAAGCCCCUGAAUCACAUCCAGAAGAACAGCAGUGAACUGCUCAUCACAGGUCUAGAAGCCAGAGGCGGUUCUGUGCUCAGUGUGAGGGGCUCGAAAUAAAAACCCAUAUGUGAAAA
Suricata suricatta (meerkat) is the source of this 1312-nucleotide messenger RNA. RefSeq names its product fructose-bisphosphatase 2 (gene FBP2). Lineage: Eukaryota; Metazoa; Chordata; Mammalia; Carnivora; Herpestidae. The record is from RefSeq and is a predicted model, not a curated record. Gene Ontology annotation, biological process: fructose 6-phosphate metabolic process; fructose 1,6-bisphosphate metabolic process; gluconeogenesis. The coding region runs from base 76 to 1095 and encodes 339 amino acids. Gene Ontology annotation, cellular component: cytoplasm; cytosol. The transcript has 7 exons. Gene Ontology annotation, molecular function: fructose 1,6-bisphosphate 1-phosphatase activity.